Molecule: messenger RNA, 351 nt
Organism: Plectropomus leopardus (leopard coralgrouper)
Lineage: Eukaryota; Metazoa; Chordata; Actinopteri; Perciformes; Serranidae
Source: RefSeq, a predicted model, not a curated record
GUGUGUGAGAUGCCCAUGCCAGCAUUCAUGAAGCAGUCUCUGGAGGAGUUGACGGUGGGGACGUACGCCAACAUCGCCUACAUCCACCCCGACACGCCGCUCAUCACCGCGCUGUCCGUCUUCACGCACCGCCGUGUCUCCGCACUGCCCGUCGUCGACCACAACGGUCGAGUCGUGGACAUCUAUUCCAAAUUUGACGUCAUUAACCUGGCGGCUGAAAAGACGUACAACAACCUGGACGUGACGGUCACCCAGGCGCUCAGACACAGGUCCCAGUACUUCGAAGGAGUCAUGAAGUGCAACAAACUGGAAACGCUCGAGACCAUCGUGGACCGCAUCGUCAAGGCAGAG